Messenger RNA from Nematolebias whitei (Rio pearlfish), 2325 nucleotides. RefSeq names its product RING finger protein 145. Lineage: Eukaryota; Metazoa; Chordata; Actinopteri; Cyprinodontiformes; Rivulidae. Gene Ontology annotation, molecular function: zinc ion binding; ubiquitin protein ligase activity. Gene Ontology annotation, cellular component: endoplasmic reticulum; endomembrane system. The record is from RefSeq and is a predicted model, not a curated record. The transcript is spliced from 10 exons.
CUUGUAAAUGUGAUUCAGACUCUCUGCUGAUCCUAAAACGUGUUUGUAAUCAAGAUGUUUCGUCUGGAAGAGGUGGCCAACGUAGCCCUCAGGGUGCCCAGCAUACUCGUGUUGGACCUGCUGUAUAAAUGUGACAUAGAAGGUUUGACAGAGAACAUCAAGGCUAAAAACGAGGACAUGCUCUUCAAAUAUAAAUAUGUCAUCUGGAACAUGUACUAUCUUGGUCACCUGAUAAAUGCAGUCGUAUUAGUUCUGCCGUUGAGGCACAUUGUGACGCUCUACCUUCAUAUCCUUGUAGCCCUUCUUCUGUACAUAGGGCAUCAGAUUUCCAAGGAUUAUGUUCACGAGGAGCUGCAGAAUGGAUAUGAUGGGGCAGUGUACUGUGAUUCUGUAGCCUUCAACAGAUUUGUUUCUGCCAUGACGAGUCAGAUCAUUCUCAGCACGCUGUGUGCCUUCCUGAUGAAGACCAGGAAGGUGUGGUUAUUCUCUAUGCACAUGCUCCCCCUGCUGGCCCGACUCUUCGCUGCUCCUCAUGGUUCACUGGUGAUGCUCAACACUUUCUCUGUUGGACUGACUGUAGCUGGGAUGGCCAUGUUCCUCCUCUCCAAUGUUUUUGUGCCAUAUCGUCUCGCAAGGGCUGCCUACUCAGAACUGCUUCACCUUGAGGUGAUCGAGCUCUACAGGCUUUUAGCCGUGGGAGUCUCUCUGUGGAACCAGUUUGCUGUCCCGGUCCUCUUCAGUGUCUUCUGGUUUGUUCUGUUCACCGUCCAGCUCUUCUCAGACAUUAUGUCUGUCAGCACCACAGCAACCCAUCAGGGAAUAUUGUUCUUCCUGUUAUUAAGUGUGUCUGAAUGUUGUGCCACACCGUACUCCCUUCUGGGUCUGACCUUUGUGGUGUCAUAUCUGGCUCUUGGACUUCUCAACCUAUGCAAGUUCUGCCUGGGAGGUUAUGCAGCGGUUCAGAAUGAGAACGUCAUGCACAGAGGUGUGACAGAGGGUGUCACUCUGCUCCUGCUUGCCCUGCAGACAGGCCUGUUGGACAUGCAGGCACUGCAGCGCACCUUCCUCCUCAGUAUCAUCCUUUUCAUCGUGUUGACCUCAACCUUGCAGUCAAUGAUUGAAAUAACCGAUCCGGUUAUUCUUGCCUUGGGUGCAUCACGGAACAGAAGUCUAUGGAAACAUUUCCGUGGUCUCAGCAUGUGCCUGCUUCUGAUGAUUUUCCCAGUUUUUAUGGCUUAUAAAAUCUCCCAGUUUUUCCACAUGGACUUCUGGCUUCUUAUACUGGUGUCCAGCUGCAUGUUAAUCUCCCUUCAGGUUACAGGUACAAUGCUGAUCUAUUUUCUCUUUAUGGUGGAGCUGUUUCGCAAUGACCCGAUUGAGAGCCUGGAUGAAGUGAUCUACUGGGUGAAUGCCAUCAGCAGAGUGCUGGAGUUUUUGGUGGCUCUUUGCGUGGUGGCUUAUGGCACCUGGGAGUCACUUUUUGGGGAGUGGAGCUGGAUGGGAGCCUCUGUCAUUAUCAUCCACUCAUACUUUAACGUCUGGCUCCGAGCUCAGUCUGGCUGGAAGAGCUUCCUGCUCAGACAGGAAGCUGCUAAGAAGAUCAACUCCCUACCCAGAGCCACAGCUCAGCAGCUGGAGCAACAUAAUGAUGUCUGCUCCGUCUGCUUCCAGGACAUGAGCUCGGCUGUGAUUACGUCCUGCGGGCAUUUCUUCCACGACAACUGUCUCCGCAAGUGGCUGUAUGUGCAGGAAACGUGCCCCAUGUGUCACCAACCGGUCCGACCGAUACCACCGGGUCAGAGUCAGGCUUCAGGUGACAGGCCGGGGCCAGCAGCUGCAGCUCAGAGAGACCCGUGGCCAGAUGUGGCUGCACAACAGGGACAUCAGAAUUUGGACAACAGCACAACAAAUGAGAUGCAGAGAGAAAAUGUAACUUGUGAUUCCACCGUGCAGCAGGAGGAGGAGAGCUGCAGGAACAGAGAACAUAAAGACGAGCCAGUUGAACUAGACAGUGUAGCUGCUCAAAGUAACUCUUCCAGCUCCAGUGGAGACUUUAUAUUUAUCAGCCCAGUGGAGACAGAGGACCUGCCUCCUUCCCAAACCUCACAAACUUCUCAGAUCAUGCACAGCCACGGGGAGGUGAACGGAAGUGACUCUCCUGUGCUGUCGGUUCCUGCAGCUGUGAGUGACGACACUAAAGAAUUACAUGGUUUUAAAAAUGCUCCUUCACAUUCUAAUCAUACGACACCUAAACUAUGAUGCAACUUUAAUUCACCGGAGGCAAACGGUACUGACACCAUUCAACCGGCUUUCUGCUGCUUCUGA